This is a messenger RNA of Bombina bombina (fire-bellied toad), 10851 nucleotides long. It is a transcript of the gene LAMA3, whose product is annotated as laminin subunit alpha 3. Gene Ontology annotation, cellular component: basement membrane. Gene Ontology annotation, biological process: regulation of cell adhesion; cell adhesion; axon guidance. Gene Ontology annotation, molecular function: signaling receptor binding. The record is from RefSeq and is a predicted model, not a curated record. The transcript is spliced from 78 exons. NCBI's taxonomy places the organism in Eukaryota, Metazoa, Chordata, Amphibia, Anura, Bombinatoridae. Bases 94 to 10608 code for a protein of 3504 amino acids.
UGGGAGCCAAAGGGGGAAGCAGCGUUGAGCAGAGGCAUUAGUGUCUGGGACAGAGCUCCACUAAGCUAGACAAGUGGGAUCCCUUCACACUGGAUGGAUCUUUUUUUAAGAGGAUCACAAGGGACCAUGGAGAGGACUAAAAACAGCAACCUUAGACCUGUCUGCUCCUGGGUAUCAUUGGGACUUUGGGGAUUUGUAGUUUUGUCUGUCUGUGUGCACAGGGUCUGCAGCCAGGAAUCAGCAGGUGCAGGCACUGGAUUCAGUCUUCAGCCUCCUUAUUUUAACCUGGCAGAGGGAGCCAAGAUCAAAGCAACAGCCACUUGUGGGGAGGAGGAAAGUGCCCCCGGACCCUGGGGGGGAGAAAUCCCCCCUCAGCCCAGGACGGACCUGUACUGUAAGCUGGUGGGAGGACCUACUGACUCUGUCAAUCCCGGGCACAGCAUACAGGGACAGUUUUGUGAUUUUUGUGAUGCUUCUGACCCUAAUAAAGCUCAUCCUGUUACUUACGCAAUUGAUGGGACAGAACGUUGGUGGCAGAGCCCUCCCUUAUCUUUGGGUCUGAAGUACAAUGAAGUAAAUAUCACCAUAGACCUUGAUCAGCUAUUUCAAGUUGCAUAUGUUCUUAUCAAAUUUGCUAAUUCUCCCCGGCCUGAUCUGUGGGUAUUAGAAAGAUCUGUUGAUUUUGGGAGGACCUAUUCACCAUGGCAAUAUUUUGCAAAUUCUAAAAUUGAUUGCUUGAACUACUUUGGAAAGGAGACCAAACAACCCAUUAUAAGAGAUGAUGAUGUCAUUUGUACUACGGAAUAUUCUCGUAUUGUUCCUCUUGAAAAUGGAGAGAUUGUGGUAUCACUGGUUAAUGGGCGUCCUGGUGCCAAACACUUCAUGGAUUCGCCUGUCUUGAGAGAAUUCACCAAAGCAACAAAUAUAAGACUGCGUUUUCUCAGAACCAAUACUCUGCUGGGUCAUCUCAUAUCUAAAGCUCAGAAAGAUCGAACUGUAACACGUCGAUACUAUUACAGUAUUAAAGACAUCAGCAUUGGCGGUCGCUGUGUUUGUCAUGGUCACUCAGAUGUUUGCACUUUAAGGCCUGGAAACCAAAACCUUUAUCAGUGUCAAUGCCAGCACAAUGCAUGUGGAGAAAUCUGUGAUCGCUGCUGUCCUGGAUAUAAUCAGAAGCCCUGGCAGCCUGCAACUGUUGACACAGCUAAUGAAUGUGAACCUUGUAACUGUCACGGUCAUGCCACUGACUGCUAUUAUGAUGCUGAUGUUGAUAAUCGUAAAGCAAGUCUAGACAUCUAUGGGAGAUACAGCGGAGGAGGAGUUUGCAUCAACUGCCAGCAUAACACAGCUGGCGUGAAUUGUGAGAGGUGUUUACUGGGGUUUUAUCGUCCCUAUGGGGUUCCUAAAGAAGCUCUUCAUGGAUGUAUACCUUGCAGGUGCAAUCCUGACCAAUCAAAUGGAUGUGAGGAAGGAUCAGGGAAAUGCUAUUGCAAGCCAAAUUAUAGUGGGAACUAUUGUGAGCGCUGUGCAGUAGGUUACUACAGCUUCCCAGACUGCAUACGAAUUCCAUUUUAUCCUCUUCCAACAUCAUCUCCAACAUCUGAAGGACCUGCUGCUGGAGACAUAGUAGGCUGCCAGUGUACAGGUGUAGGAGCAAUGAACAAUGACUGUGAUAUGAAGACAGGACACUGUUACUGCCGCACAGGGUUCCAGGGUGCAGCAUGCGAUAGAUGUGCCGUUGGUUACUUUCUUUAUCCUUUCUGUCAAAAAUGUGAAUGCCAUCCUGCCGGAGUUCUCCCUGAUGUAUGUGAUCCUGUUGGGAGAUGCCUGUGCCGUUUCAGUGCUGGAGGGGCACGAUGUGACCGAUGCAAUCCGGGUUACCACUCCUUUCCAAAGUGUGAAGAAUGCAACUGUGAUAUGUUUGGCUCCACUGGCCCAGCAUGUAAUUCUCAAGGGCAGUGUCGCUGUCGUGAAAACUAUGGUGGGCUAACUUGUAAUGAAUGUGCCUCUGGAUUUUAUAGUUUCCCCAACUGCUUACCUUGCCGAUGUUCAGAGCAUGGUGCCUAUUAUAACUCAUGUGACUCUGUAACAGGACAGUGUGAUUGUAGACCUGGAUUUACUGGGCAGACAUGUGACAGAUGUUCCUCCAGAUUAGAAAACUAUCCGUUUUGUCAAGCUUGCCGCUGUUCAGAGCAAGGCGCCUAUCACAGUACAUGUGACCCUGUAACAGGACAGUGUGAUUGUAGACCUGGAUUUGUUGGGCAGACAUGCGACAGGUGUUCCUCGGGAUUACAAAUCUAUCCACUCUGUCAAGGUUUCAAUGAUGAAUGUAAUCCUGCAGGUACCAUGGAUUCUCAAGGAGGCCAGUGUCAGUGUCUGCCACGCGUCGAAGGAUUAACCUGUAAUCGCUGCAAACCCUUGUACUGGAAUUUAGCCAGUGAAAAUCGUAAUGGCUGUACAGAUUGCAAAUGUGAAUUAAAGGGGACAAUUAGUGGAGUAGGAGAAUGCCAUCAGACUGAAGGGGAUUGUCACUGUAAGCCUAAUGUCUGCAGCACAUCAUGUGACACUUGCAAGGAUGGGUAUUUUUCCCUGGAAACAAGGAAUUAUUUUGGUUGUCAAGGUUGUCAGUGUGACGUGGGUGGAGCUGUCAGUCAUAUGUGUUCUGAGACUUCUGGGGCAUGUGUUUGCAGAAAUAAUAUUGAGGGCAACAACUGCAAUCAGCCUACAACAAACUACUACUUACCUGAUCUCCAUCAACUGAAAUAUGAAAUUGAGGAUGGUAUUACCCCUUCUGGAAGAGGAGUUCGGUUUGGGUAUGAUCCCCUCCAGUUUCCUGGCUUUAGUUGGAGAGGUUAUGCAGAGAUGACAUCCAUUCAAAAUGAAGUUAGAAUAUCAGUGAAUUUGGAAAAACCUAAUCUCUGUUUGUUUCAUAUUAUCCUAAAAUAUGUUAACCUUGGUUUACAAUCUGUUGCUGGGCGUAUUAGUGUUUAUCCAUCACACUCACCCAAUGGUUCUGCACAAGUCAGAGAUAUUGUGUUCCCAUCAAGCACAGAACCCGCAUUUAUUUCUUUAAUAGGAAAAGGGGUUGAUGAUGCCUUUUCUUUGACUCCUGGAAAUUGGUUAAUUAACAUCAUGGCAGAAGGCGUGCUCCUGGAUUACCUUGUGAUGCUACCCAGUGAAUACUACGAAGCCUCCCUAUUACAUAUUAGAGUUAAUAAGCCGUGCGCCAACACUGGGCUUGCUGGUGAAAACUGUUUAGUUUACCAGCAUUUGCCAGUGGAACGGUUUGCUUGUGCCUUUGGCACUGAGGGUAAAUCUUUCAAACAGAAUGGAAUAACUCGACCAAUUGUUGUCCGUCAGCCAAGUCCUGGACUCCCAUUGAUGGCAGAUCUUGCAGGAAGACAGGUGGAAUUUCAUUUGCAACUUAAUGUUCAGUGUGUUGGCUUCUAUGUACUUCUGAUAGAAUAUAUUAAUGAAGACACUCAGCAAUACGUAGCUAAUGUGAUAAUAAACAGUAAGCAAGCUCCUGUGUCCGAAGCAAAAGUGAACCUGUACAGCUGCAAAUACAGCUUCCCCUGCCGUAGUAUUGCAAUAGAUAAUAUGAACAGAAUUGCAGUGUUUGAGCUACAGACAGAUGUAGAGAUACAGCUAAUAGCAUCUUCAGUAAGCUUCCUGCUGCACAGAGUGUGCCUUGUUCCAGAAGAAGAUUUCUCAGUUGAAUAUGCAGAGCCUAAAGUGCAUUGCAUCGCUGCCUAUAGCACUACUUCCAGCCAACGCCCUUCUUGUAUCCGGUCUUCUAAUUAUGAAAAUCCACCAACAUCAUUAAUUCUGGAUGCUGUAAAAGAUUCAAAAGAUUCUGAUGUACAAAGGAAUGUUAUACAUGAUCCUGUCGGAAGUCCUUGGCACCAGUAUAGUGGGGUCCUGUUGAAAGCGCCUCAGAAUCAUAUAACCUUGAACAAAAGAUUACCAGUACCGGGAAGAUAUGUAUUUUUUGUGCAGUACUCUCAGCUACUGGACCCUACAUUCCCAGUGUCAGUUCUUGUAAACGGAGGAGACUAUUGGACAGGUUCAUUUAAUGCUUCAUUUUGUCCUCAUGUCUUCGGAUGCAGGGAGCUGGUUAUUACAAGGAAUCGCAUUACACUUGAUAUUAUUAACCCAGACGUAUUGGUGACUGUCACUGUUCCUCCACAGCACUCUCUGGUACUGGAAUACAUACUGGUAGUUCCAGCAGAUAGCUACACCCAUGAAAUUUUGCAUGAAAAACCAUUGGAUAUUUCAUUAAAUUUUAUCAACAUAUGUGGUGGAAACAGCUUUUAUAUUGAUCCUUUCAGUUCAUCUGAAUUCUGUACAGAUUCUGCAAAAUCAUUAUCAGCUUUUUAUAAUAAUGGAGCACUGCCAUGCAACUGCAAUGUAGAGGGGGCAACCAGCACAGUUUGUAAUCCUUUUGGAGGACAGUGCAACUGUAGACCUAAUAUUAUUGGACGACACUGCAGCAAUUGUGCUACUGGUUAUUAUGGAUUUCCACAUUGUAGACCAUGCAACUGUGGGCGUCGUCUGUGUGAUGAAGUCACUGGGAAAUGCAUUUGCCCACCUCAGACAGUAAGGCCUAAUUGUGAAGUCUGCGAAAAACAGUCCUUUAGCUACCACCCCAUUGUGGGAUGUGAAAGAUGUAAUUGUUCCAGACCAGGAAUAGUGAGGCCAACACAAGCAGAAUGUGAUGAAACCAGUGGUCAAUGCAAGUGUAAAUCAAGAAUAACGGGCAGGAGGUGUGAUCGCUGCUCACCAGGGUACUAUCGAUAUCCUGACUGUAUUCCCUGUGACUGCCACACUGAUGGGACAGAACCUGACAUCUGCGACCCUGACACUGGGGCUUGUCUUUGCAAGAAAAAUGUAGAGGGCUUAAAGUGUGAUGUCUGCAGAAAAGGAUCUUUUUACUUAGAGCUUUCUAAUCAAAAGGGAUGCACUACUUGCUUUUGCUUUCAAGUGACAGAUAAUUGCCUCUCGUCUAAUAAACACAGGAAGAAGUUUGUAGAGAUGAGAUCAUGGGGACUAGAGACACUGGAUCAGGCUAGAAUAGCCACUACCUACAAUCCAUUCAGUAACAGUAUUGUAGCUGAUGUCCAGGAGCUGCCACUGCCAGUGCAAUCUCUAUACUGGUUAGCACCAGAGUCGUACUUAGGAAAUAAGAUGGCUUCCUAUGGGGGCUUUCUGACCUACCAGCUGAAGUCGUUCGGGUUGCCGAGUGAAGGCAUGGUCCUGCUGAGCAAGCGGCCAGAGGUUAUACUAACAGGCAGGCAGAUGACUAUUGCUUAUAUGGAUCCAAUUAACCCAUUGCCAGACAGGUUGUACUAUGGGCGAGUGAAGCUUGUGGAGGGAAACUUCAGGCACGCAAAUAGUAACAGCGCUGUGUCUAGAGAAGAGCUUAUGCUGGUCUUGUCCAGACUGGAAAGUCUGCACAUCCGUGCCUUGUACUUCAGUGAGACUCAGCGCCUCACCCUAGGAGAGGUUGGGCUGGAGGACGUCACUUUCUCAGGAAGUGGGAGAAUUGCAUCCAGUGUGGAGAUAUGUUCCUGCCCACCACAAUAUGCAGGUGACUCAUGCCAGGAAUGUGCUCCUGGGUACUAUCGGGACAAUCAAGGUUCAUUCCUGGGAAGAUGUGUCCCAUGCAGAUGUAAUGGACAUUCAAGUAGAUGUCAAGAUGGCUCAGGGAUAUGUAUUAACUGCCAGCAAAACACUGCAGGGGACAACUGUGAGCUGUGUAAAGAAGGCUUCACUGGCAACGCAAGCCUUGGGACAUGCCGCAUAUGCCCAUGCCCACUCUCUGUGCCCUCAAACAGCUUUGCAACAGGAUGUGUUGGAACCGGCAGGAACAUGAAAUGCUUCUGCAAACCUGGCUACACAGGAGUGAGCUGUGAAAGAUGUGCACCAGGAUUUUAUGGGAAUCCAUUAAAGUUUGGAAGUAGUUGUCAACCAUGCAGCUGUGGCAAUAAUGGUCAACAGAGGAGCUGUGAUUCACUAACUGGAGAAUGCUUUGAUGAGGAACCAAAGGAUGAUGGCGAGGAUACUGAAUCAUGUGACAGCUGUGUUAACAUUCUUCUAACGGAUUUGACCACCAUGAGCAAUGAACUCAACCUUAUUAAGUCCAAAUUGCAGAAUAUGGGCGUAAGCAACCAGGCCUUGGAGCAGAUGAGAGCACUAGAAGGGCGUAUCAGGGAAGUCAAGUCACAGUAUGAUAGUUACAACAGUAAACUCUUGAAUCAACGAACUAAGGUGGACAGGUUAGGUGUUGACACAGAUGGUCUCAAGCAAGAAAUAACGGCUCUCCUGGAAAAGGCUGAUCUAAAUGCUAAGAAGUACGAAGCAAUAUCAAUGAGCGCUGAGGGCACCUUUCGCAAUGCCAGCCAGUUGCUCCUGACAAUAGAACUUCUCACGAGGAACAUUAACAUGCUGGUACAAGACAUCAGUAAUGAGGGAGGAUCACCUUCUGGCGACAUCACAAAAAAUAUGGCCGAAGCUCAGCGCAUGUUAAAUGAAAUGAGGAAACGCAACUUCAAAACACAGAAAACACAAGCAGAACUUGAGAAAGCUGAGGCACAGGCUUUGCUCAACCGUGUGAGAAAUCAGUUUCAGAAGCACCAGGAUCAACACAAGGACCUAAUAAAAGACAUAACUAAGUCCAUAAAUGAUUAUGAAGCUAAACUUAAUGACCUCCGUGAUGUAUUAGAUGAAGCAUCUGAAAAAACGAAGCAGGCAAAUAAUAUAAAUAAAGACAAUGCAGCAACGCUGGAAAAUAUCAAGAAAACCGUUAAAGAUCUGAGCAAGCAGCAGAAGGACGCAAGCAGCCACCUGAAUGCAGCGGAGACAAGCCUGGCACAGACUGGCAGUAUGCUACAGCUCCUGCAGAAAAGCAAGGAGGAAUAUGAAAAGUUGGCUGCACAGCUGGAUGGAGCAAAGCAGGAGCUGAAUGAGAAAGUAAGUCAACUCUCUAAGGCUGCCAGUAAAGAACCGCUGGUCAUUAUGGCUGAAGAACAUGCAGCAAAUCUGCAGAGACUAGCAAAUCAGCUGACUGAAAUCAAAAGAAAUGCCAGCAGUGACGAACUGGUGCAGAGUGCGGUGGGUGCUGCUAAUGCUUAUGAAAACAUCAUAAACGCUGUGAAUGCUGCAGAUGAAGCUGCAAAGAAAGCAAAGGAGGCUGCUGACUCUGCUUUUAAUAAAGUGCAAAGUGAAGACUUACCUGGAAAAGCCAAAUCAUCUAGGACGGAGUCAGAAUCACUUCUUGAGCAGGCCAAGAAAACCCAAAAAUCACUACAAGAUUUAAAUCCAGAAAUUGAGGAUAUCAAGGAUAGGCUUGUUGAAGCCAAAGAAAAGAAGAAUGGAUUAUCUGGGGAUCUCAAAGCUCUACAAAAUAGUAUAAAUGAUAUUAAAAGAGAUGAUAUAGACUCCAUGAUCAAAAAUGCUAAGGACAUGGUUAAUAACGCCAACACAAUUACCGAUAAUGUCCAGAAUGAAUUAAAGCCUAUUAAGGAUGAUGUGGACAAUUUAAAGGGUACGAUUGGGUCUACUCAAAGUGCUGAUUUCAAUGAGGCUUUGAAUGAUGCAAGUAAUUCUGUAAAAAACUUAACAAACCAACUUCCGGAUCUCUUUGACGCUAUAAAUCGCAUCAAUGAGCUGAUGCCAUUAGGAAAUAUCUCAGAAAAUGUGAACCGUAUAAGAGAGCUCAUUCAGCAGGCCCGGGACGCUGCAAAUAAGGUUGCUGUUCCCAUGCGGUUUGAUGGCAAUUCUGGGGUUGAAGUACGACCUCCAAGUAACCUUGAAGAUUUAAAAGCCUACACGUCCUUUUCAUUGCUUAUCCAAAGGCCACAAAGCCGAAGUGACCGCCGAAAGCGACAGUUGUCCGCAAAUAUGUUUGUCAUGUAUUUUGGUAAUAAGGAUACUUCAAAGGAUUACAUAGGCCUUGCUGUGAGAGAUGGCAGGCUUGUGUGUGUCUAUAAUCUGGGAGGCAAUGAGAGAGAAAUAGAAGUGGAGCAAUUCCUCACAUCAAGCAAUCCGGAAGAUGCCACCAUGGAUAGAGUUACAUUUGAAAGGAUCUAUCAAUAUGCCAAACUGGACUAUAUAAAAUCAGCCACAUUAAGACCAUCAUCUAAGGAUUAUACAAUAGAAGUGCCAAGAUACACCCUUCUUGACCUAGAUCCGGACAAUAUUGUGUUUUAUGUUGGAGGUUAUCCACCAGAAUUUAGACCUCCAUCCGGAUUGAAUUAUGUCAAAUACCAGGGCUGUAUUGAGUUAGAGGAUUUCAACCAAAAUGUCGCCAGCCUGUAUAAUUUCAAAAGAACUUUCAAUAUCAAUACAACACAAGUAGAGCCGUGCAGACGACGCAAAGAAGAAUCUGACACCAUUUUCUUUGAGGGUACGGGAUAUGCAAAGAUAGCAACAACUCAAACUCCGAUCAAUAACCUGCGAUUUGAACAAACUAUUCAGACAACUGUAGAUAAUGGCUUGUUGUUCUUUGUUGAAGACGGGGACAAUUACAUUUGUUUAAGCAUUGAAAAUGGUAAAUUUGUGCUUAAAUACAAAAUGAAUUCAGACUCAGUGCAAGAAAUAAAAAGCAAAGAAAACCGUAUAAAUGAUAAUAAGCAGCAUUUGGUUAUGGUGCAGUUCUUAGUGAGGCAAAAGUGGAUAUUAAUUACUGAUCAGUCUAUCCAAAUAAAUGCCACUAAUGUGCAGGUCCCAGACUUCACUACCUACUUCCUGGGUGGAAUUCCUUCAUCCAUUAGAGAAAAGUUUAAUAUCAAAACUCCUCCUUUUCGUGGCUGUGUUAAAAACGUGAAGACCCCUGUGAGCUCAGCUAAAUUUAUAGACACCUAUGGUGUUAGCCAGCGGUGCCCUGACAAUUGGCAAAUUGUCCGCUCAGCUGAAUUUUCUCAAGGUGGAAUACUUGAACUGAACUCAAACCGCUUUACAUUCCCAAAUAACUUUCAGGCAGCAUUUGGAUUUCAGACACCUGAAAUAAAUGGCAUUUUGUUCAAGCAUAUAACGCAGUCUGAUGAUAUACAGAUUUCUCUAGAAGAAGGAAAUGUGUUAGUAAAAACACGCAACAGCAGGCUGAGAUCUCAGGACAAGUACACGGAUGGAAAGCUGCACUAUGUGUCUGUGAUAAGAAAGGAUGACAAAUUUAGUCUCUUAGUCGAUGAUAAAGAAGUGUCAGAGAAUGUUGGAUCUCCACUUCCAUCUGGAAAUUCUGCUGGUAACAUAUAUUUUGGUGGAAACGAUUUUGAAGGUUGUGUCUCCAAUGUUUUCAUACAGAGGGCAUCACAAAGUCCUUCUGUACAGGACCUAUUUGAUAAUAUUAAAAAAGAAAAAGUUUCAAUUGGAACUUGCACCAUAGAGGAUGAUCCGUUGCCAUUAAUAUUAAAUGACUAUAGAAGUGCUUACAGCUUCAGAUUGCAAGACAGUGACAUGAGUUUUAUGGAAGAGCUAAAUAGUUUAUUUGACAAUAAAGAUCUACAAGACAGACACAACUGCAGAGCUUUCUCAAAUCUCACUGCCACAGAGGGAUCUUAUCAGUUUGGUGACUCUCCAGCAAGUCACUUGGUUUACACACUGAGUAAGCAGCUUUUGAAAGACAGGUCACAUUUCUCACUGGAUGUGCGCACAGCUGAAUCUGAAGGCUUGAUAUUCUUGAUGCGAGAUAAACAAGAGACCAGUCACCUAGCGCUUCAUAUUUCGAAGGGCCGUUUUGUCUUUUCACUGGGUUCCAGAGGGAACAAACUAAAAAUAAGAAGCCGAGACAAAUACAAUGAUGGAAAAUGGCAUACAGUCAUGUUUAGCUGGGAUGGGCUCAAUGGACGACUUGUUAUAGAUGGUCUGAAAACUCGUAAGGGAAAUUCAACAAAAAUCUUCAGUCUAGAAAAGAUGUCCACUAUCUCCCUUGGCGGAGCCCCAUCAUCAAAAUCUCAGGGUAUACCAAAGAAAAGCUUUGCUGGCUGCAUGAAAAAUGUAAAAAUAAAUGGCGCCAUAUUGGGAAGUCCAUCGCAAAGCACUGGCGUCACCCCGUGCUAUGAAGGAUCUUUUGAAACAGGAGUAUUUUUUGCUCAGGAGGCCGGACAUAUUGUUAUAGAUAAACAUUUUACUUCGGGACUGGAUUUUGAAUUGGUUAUGGAUAUUCGACCACAAAGCCUGACAAGUGUCCUGCUAUACACUGGCAUUGUCACUGGAAAUCAGAUGAGCCUUUAUAUGGAUGCUGGGAAGUUAACUCUUUCUGUGAACACCGGUGACAAAGAGAACCUGGCCUCAGUUACAUCUCUAAAAUCCUUAUGUGAUGGCAUGUGGCAUACAGUAACAGUGACCAAGAAGCAAAAUGCUGUACAAUUAAAAGUUGACAAUGAGUCACAAGAAGCUGUUGGACCAACUUCUGUGCUGAAUGUCACUACUGCAGCACCACUGUUUAUUGGAGGAAUUCCAGCUGCCCUGGAAACACCAUGGCUCCCUGUGAAGAACUCCUUUGCUGGCUGCAUGAGGAACAUAAAAGUCAAUAGGAAUCUUCUAUCCCUCAGUAAAGUUUCUGAGAUCCAUGGUGCUAUCAGCUUAAGCAGAUGUCCUGCCGCUUAGCUGACAUGUAAAAGUCACGUAUACAUUAAAAGGAUGAGCACAUUGAUGUGCAUCUAAGGACUACUGCUGUGCAGACGUGUUGCUGUCUGAGAACUGGCAAUUGUCUUCUUCUAAAUUGUACAAAUUAACAUUUUUUUAAAUGAAGAUUCUGCACAUUUUAUCUGAAUAAAUGGGCUACUGUUUUUUUCUGGUUUAUUUAACAACACAUUUAUGUCUAACAAAUAAAGCCCUUAAAGAACGUGA